This is a messenger RNA of Plectropomus leopardus (leopard coralgrouper), 1814 nucleotides long. RefSeq names its product 5-hydroxytryptamine (serotonin) receptor 1Fa (gene htr1fa). Gene Ontology annotation, molecular function: G protein-coupled serotonin receptor activity. Gene Ontology annotation, cellular component: plasma membrane. Lineage: Eukaryota; Metazoa; Chordata; Actinopteri; Perciformes; Serranidae. The record is from RefSeq and is a predicted model, not a curated record. Gene Ontology annotation, biological process: adenylate cyclase-activating adrenergic receptor signaling pathway; positive regulation of MAPK cascade.
CUGUCCAUCUCUCUCUCUCUUUGUUCCCUCUCUCUCUCUCCCAGGUGUCGAUGAGUGACUGAGGGGAUGUGAUGGCAGAGCUAGCAGGCAGGACAGAUCCGAGCAGACCUCCUGCUGAACACUGAACCAACUGGAUGCAACACGUUAGAGCCUAGACAGAAUGGAUUUUCCCAAUUACACUGAAGGGGUGUUUGCCACAAACAGCAGUGGUAAUGACACACUGGAGACCACUAAACCCCCUCCCAGUAAGAUACUGCUCACACUGACCCUGUCUGUACUGGCUAUCCUGACUACAUUCUUCAACUGCCUGGUGAUCACAGCGAUCGGAGUCACACGCAAGUUGCACCACCCGGCCAAUUACCUCAUCUGCUCCUUAGCAGUGACCGACCUGCUGGUGGCUGUGCUGGUCAUGCCCUUCAGUAUCAUGUACAUCCAGAAAGAGAUGUGGGGUAUGGGUCAGGUGGUGUGUACCAUCUGGUUAAGUGUGGAUAUCACUUGUUGCACAUGCUCCAUCCUGCACCUUGCUGCAAUCGCCAUCGACCGUUACAGGGCCAUUACUGAUGCGGUGGAGUACUCUCGCAAACGCACAGGGGCAAGGGCUGGAGCGAUGGUUGCAGUAGUUUGGCUCUUGUCCAUCCUCAUCUCACUUCCUCCUCUAAUCUGGCGGCACUACAGUGGAGAUGCAGACCAGGUAGACCAGUGCAUCAUGAUGCACCAUCACAUGGCCUUCACCUUGUACUCCACCCUUGGAGCGUUCUACAUCCCUCUGGCACUCAUCCUCAUCCUCUACUACAAAAUCUACCGGGCUGCUCAGACCCUGUAUAUGCGCAGGGAGGCAAGCCGAGCUAGCCGUCACUCAUGCAUGACCAAUGGGAGCAUGAUUCCAGCCUACCCUGCUGGAGAUGGUGAUGAUGAUGGGGGACCUCGAAGUCCAGAGCCCAUAAGCCCCCCCGAAAAGUCUGUGUCUGAACCCUCAAAUGAGGAGCCUCCACGUGAACGGGUUCGUGUAUCAGUGAAGGCUUUCAAGUACAAGUCACGCAGGCAUGAGUCACGUAGUGAGUCACGUCGGAGCCAGCUUUACCAAGGACCACGGAUCUCGGGCUCACGGGAGCGCAAAGCGGCAUCAACCCUGGGCUUGAUAAUCGGGGCCUUUGUCAUCUGUUGGUUGCCAUUUUUUGUCAAGGAGGUGAUUGUCAACACCUGCAGUUCUUGCAGUACUUCGAUGGAGAUGGCUGAUUUUCUGACAUGGCUAGGCUACAUCAACUCACUAAUCAACCCCCUAAUCUACACCAUCUUUAAUGAAGACUUCAAAAAAGCAUUCCAAAGACUUGUUAGGUGCAGCCAUUACCUCUGAUGGUUACAACUAUGUAUGAUGAUACCCAUAUUCCACUACAUGUACACGUUACCAGGCGGGGAUAAACUAAAAGAUGGCUGUCAGAGAAUACUGACUGAAUACUGACUCAAGUUGCCAGAGGGAGAAUCAGGAUUGACUCCCAUUCCCAGAAACUCCACCAGGGACUCAACAGCCUCAAUGGCACCAGCUCAGCGAUGCAGCCAAGUACCAUAUUGAAAUCCAAGUCCCGCUAUUAAUAGAAUGGCCUGAGAUUUCCUUGAUGUUAAUUGGUGUGUUUGAAAGGACACUGACAUGUUGGUUUUUAGAAAAUGGGCCAUCGCUGACCUUUUUAAGGUCUGGGUUUUGAGCAUUAGUCCCCAUUAAAGGGCCUUGAAAUAGCUGAUCAUUAUGGCUUUUCCAUCUAAUGACCUCCAUUCUAUCUAGUCCAAGCUGCUGGCUGAAAUACAGAACAUGUGUAAAA